AUGCUCAACUCGUCAAUGGCUGCAAAUCACACACAGCAGGGUCCCUCUCCUCCAGGUCUCGUCCCUAGAAACAACUUCACCUACUCUUUUGAGUCGCCAAAGAUACCACUAAAUACAAAGUCACCUCUUGCUUCCACUUCCACCAGCAGUGUGCCAUUGUUCGUGGGAUCUACACCGGCGACCAGGCACCUGAAGCAAGUGGAACCCACCACUAAGAGAGGGAAAUCACAAGGGGAAACGAUGGCACCUUCAGUCACAGAAAUGCCACCUUCAGGUAUCUCCAGCGAGCUGAUGCAUCCAGUGGUGAUUUCUGAGACCAGCGAGCUGGUUGACACUGUCUUGAUUUCUAUGACCACUGUUGCAGCCUCUACUGUGCCAAGGGCCACCUCAAUGGAUACAGAAACAGACCUCUCCAGUCAGAAAGAUGCCCAUAGCGGUAGAUUUCCCCAGUCUAAUGAAUCUGCUGAGUCUACUGAGUCUGUUGGAUCCAUAUUGAGCACAAGGUCGACACUGGCUGCCGAGACUAGGCAGACUAGUGAACCUGACAGCAGAGGAAGCAUUGGGCCAGUUGUUGAGCCCUUGCAGCCUCCUUCUGCUCCUUCUCUAGUAACUCCCACUGACUCUUCGUCAUCAAGCCCUCUCGGACCUCCAGCUCCUCCAGCAUCUCCUCCAGCAUCUUCUCCUGUAGGCUCCACGAUUUCGCAGCCAACUGGCAAUCGCUCUCCAAGCCCAGAGCCAACAACACUGCCAAAGGACCCCUAUAUCUCUACUUCGAGUGCAAUAGCCGAGUGCUUAUCUCCUGAAAUGACUUCCACGGUUCUUACUACUCUGCCCUUGGAGCUUUCCUCCACCGCUGAAGAGAAGCUGAUCCUCAAGGAGCCUUCCACAAACCAAAAAGAACCUUUUAGUCUGUCUAUUCAAUCCGUGCUGGUCCCUCUUUCUCAAGCGCCAUCUCCUUCUGUCAAUUCCUCCUCCACCUUCUUCUCUGUGGUGAUCACCAUGGUGCCUCCCUCAUCCAACUACAGUGGUGAGUUUCCCUUCAACGGCUCCCAUUUCUCCAUAAUACCCUCCAACACUAUUUACCCUGUUUUCUCCAACACUACAAUUUUCAAUUCCUCCAAUUCCUCCAAUUCCUCCAAUUCCCUCAUGUACUCCCAUUUCUCUGAUUCUUCCCCCACUGACUCUGUCUCCACUGCCUGCAAAACAUCUUCUGGAGCCUUGAUCCUCCCAACCAGAAGCCGCCCACCGGUGCAAACACGAAAGGGCCUCGUCUCUGGGUCCCCCACACCGUGCUUGCCUUGGGUGAUUUCGGUGGCUAUGGGAAUAGUGCUGGUGUUGCUCCCAUGA
Candidozyma auris is the source of this 1347-nucleotide messenger RNA. RefSeq lists its product as uncharacterized. The record is from RefSeq and is a predicted model, not a curated record. The transcript has a single exon. NCBI's taxonomy places the organism in Eukaryota, Fungi, Ascomycota, Pichiomycetes, Serinales, Metschnikowiaceae. Bases 1 to 1347 code for a protein of 448 amino acids.